GGGGCGGGGCCGCGCAUUGUGACGCCGCCGCGUCCCCGCCUCCCCCCUCCCUGUAGGGCGGCGCGGGCGGCCGCAGGCCGAGGCCUGAGCGCGAAAGGAACAUGGAAGCGGCCGCACUGCGGGGGGCCUGGUCCGUCCAGGAGCCGGGAGCCGGACUCUAGCGAGGUCCCUGGGCCAGAGACUGGUACGAGGCGGCGGGUCCCGGGGGAUGGCGGCCCCUGGUGCCCUGCAGCUGCCGGGGCUGCGGCUGGGCCCGCGGCUCCGAACCGGGCUGGAAGUUGCGCUGCGGGUGCCCAGCCUCUUCCUCAUCGACGCCAUCUUCAACUCUUACCCCCUGCCGGGGGGCUCCCUGUGCGCCGGGCUCCUGGGGGUGCUGCUGCGGCUGCUGGGGGUCUUUGUAUCCAGUGUUGUUCUGGUCUUGCAACAGCGAGCACUUUUCAAGUUUUAUAUGAUCAGCUCAGCAUUUCUGCUAGCUGCAACCUCAGUGUUGGUGAAUUAUUAUGCUUCUUUGCACAUAAACUUCUACAGUGCCUACUACGCAGCAGCUUUUGGAAUUCAGUUCCUCCCUCAUAAAGGACCCUCACUAUGGAUGGCACUUUCUAUCCUUCAGCUUACCUUUGGGAUUGGAUAUGUUACAUUGUUAAACGUACAGUCCAUAUACUCCCAACUAAUCAUACUGGAUAUACUGAUUCCUAUAAUAGGCUUGAUCAUUGAAUUACCUUUAAAUGUCAGACAGAUUUUAGUUUUUAUUUCAGGCCUAAUUCUGACAUUAUAUACCACAAUCAAUUUAGUUAUGAAAAUUAAAUGGUUCUAUUAUUCCACACGAUACGUUUAUCUCCUUUUAAGGCAUAUGUAUCGCAUUUAUGGAUUACAGCUAUUGAUGGAAGAUACGUGGAAAAGGAUUCGUUUUCCAGCUGUACUGCGUGUGUUCUGGCUAACGAGACUUACAGCACAGGCGGUUGUGUUAACUUAUGUUGUCAAGAUGGCAGAAACUAAUACAGAAGAGAAGUUCUACUUGAUUUCUUGGGAAAAUUGUUGGGAACUAGUUUGCAGUCUUAUAAUAAGUGGGUGUGAUUCUACUUUAACUGUCUUAGGGAUGAGCGCUGUAAUUUCUUCAAUAGCCCAUUAUUUGGGACUGGGUAUUUUGGCCUUUAUUGGAUCAACUGAUGAAGAUGACAAGAGGCUUGGUUUUGUAGCACCUGUUUUAUUUUUUAUUUUGGCUCUGCAGACUGGCUUAAGUGGUCUAAAGCCAGAAGAGAGACUAGUUCGCCUAAGUCGAAACAUGUGCCUUUUGUUAACUGCAGUCCUGCAUUUUAUCCAUGGAAUGACAGACCCUGUACUAAUGUCUCUCAGUGCCUCCCAUGUGUCAUCAUUUCGCAGACACUUCCCUGUACUUCUUGUUUCAGCUUGCCUUUUUAUUCUUCCAGUUCUGCUCAGUUAUAUCCUUUGGCACCACUAUGCACUAAAUACAUGGCUUUUUGCAGUUACAGCAUUCUGUGUGGAACUUUGCCUAAAAGUAAUUGUUUCUAUCACUGUUUAUGUACUAUUCAUGAUUGAUGGCUACUAUAAUGUUCUAUGGGAAAAGCUUGAUGAUUACGUCUACUAUGUUCGUUCAACAGGCAAUAUUAUUGAGUUUAUAUUUGGUGUAAUCAUGUUUGGAAAUGGAGCUUAUACCAUGGUAUUUGAAUCAGGCAGUAAGAUUCGAGCUUGCAUGAUGUGUCUACAUGCUUAUUUCAACAUCUACUUGCAAGCAAAGAAUGGCUGGAAAACUUUUAUAAAUCGCAGGACAGCUGUUAAGAAAAUAAACUCACUUCCUGAAGUAAAAGGAAGUCGGUUACAUGAAAUAGAUGAUGUAUGUGCAAUCUGCUACCAUGAGUUUACUACAUCUGCUCGUAUUACUCCAUGCAAUCAUUACUUUCAUGCACUUUGCCUUCGGAAAUGGCUCUAUAUUCAAGACACUUGUCCAAUGUGCCAUCAAAAAGUAUAUAUUGAAGAAAAGGAAAAUGCAAAUAUCUCUAACAAUGGGUUUGUUGCACCUAAUGAAAAUCCUGUAGAAGUUGCAGAAGAAGCUGCUGAAGCUGCACAUGAAAUAAAUGAAGAUAACGACAGUACUGACAGUGGUGGUGAUGAUGAUGACUGUGUGGCAGAACACCAGAAUGAGACUCUUAAUGUUGAUUCUGACUCCCUGGGUAACUAAAAUCAUUGAGGUAUUUGUUUAAAAUGGAGUUCAGCAACAGAAUAAAAGUUUCACUUCAUCAUUGUAUACUUAAGCACAACAAUGGUAUCUCAGUGUUGUCUGUGAAUGGUUGUCAUUUACUCUGGUGUGCUACUGUAAAUAUACCACUAAUUAUUUCCAGUCUCUUUCAUGACUAAAACUUGUGUACAUUAUUGUACAUGGAAUAAAAUGUUUUCACAUGUUUUUAAGACAAA
Dermochelys coriacea (leatherback sea turtle) is the source of this 2430-nucleotide messenger RNA. It is a transcript of the gene RNF139, whose product is annotated as ring finger protein 139. The transcript is spliced from 2 exons. Bases 209 to 2197 code for a protein of 662 amino acids. NCBI's taxonomy places the organism in Eukaryota, Metazoa, Chordata, Testudines, Dermochelyidae. Gene Ontology annotation, molecular function: ubiquitin protein ligase activity; zinc ion binding. Gene Ontology annotation, cellular component: endomembrane system; endoplasmic reticulum. The record is from RefSeq and is a predicted model, not a curated record. Gene Ontology annotation, biological process: ERAD pathway.